Molecule: messenger RNA, 3312 nt
Organism: Solea solea (common sole)
Lineage: Eukaryota; Metazoa; Chordata; Actinopteri; Pleuronectiformes; Soleidae
Product: splicing factor U2AF 65 kDa subunit-like
Exons: 11
Coding region: 120-1520 (466 amino acids)
Biological process (GO): mRNA processing
Cellular component (GO): commitment complex; U2-type prespliceosome; U2AF complex
Molecular function (GO): pre-mRNA 3'-splice site binding; poly-pyrimidine tract binding
Source: RefSeq, a predicted model, not a curated record
UCGGUGAUAUUUCUGAGGCUUUUUUGCUGCACUGACAGCGGCUUUUCUGGGUUUUUAUCUUCACCUCCGCUGUCACGUCACACCUGCCGUGUCCUGUCACAGAUAAUCUGCAGCUAAAAAUGUCCGACUUCGAGGAAUUUGAGAAACAGCUGAGUGAGAAUCGACAAGAGCGAGAAAGAGAACGACACAAGAAGAGGAGUCGCAGUGGAUCGGUGAGUCGAGGCGACAAACAUCGCAGCUGGAGCAAAGACCGCGGGAGUCGCAGCCGAGAGAAACGGAGCCGCAGCAGAGAUCGCAAGAGCCGGGAUCGCCGGAGCUCGUCCCGAGACCACAAGAAGCACAGUCACUCUCCAAGGAGAACCAGGAAGAAAAGGAUGUGCAGAUACUGGGAUGUUCCUCCUCCAGGCUUUGAACAUAUCACACCAAUGCAAUAUAAAGCUAUGCAAGCUGCUGGACAGAUACCAACGAUAGCUCUGCUGGCCACGUCCACCACCACUGGAGUGGCAGCGGCGCCCACACAAGUGCCCAUCGUUGGCAGUCAGAUGACCAGACAAGCACGACGCCUGUAUGUGGGAAAUAUUCCCUUUGGAGUCACAGAGGAAUCCAUGGCCGAGUUCUUUAACGCUCAGAUGCGACUCGCAGGCCUUUCACAAGCUCCGAGUAACCCUGUCCUCGCUGUACAGAUUAAUCAGGACAAGAACUUUGCUUUCCUAGAGUUCCGAUCUGUAGACGAGACGACGCAGGCCAUGGCCUUCGAUGGAAUCAUUUUCCAGGGUCAGUCGCUGAAGAUACGACGACCUCACGACUAUCGACCUUUGCCUGGUAUCUCAGAGCAGCCGGCUUUCCACGUUCCAGGUGUCGUGUCCACCGUUGUUCCCGAUUCUCCUCACAAACUGUUCAUCGGAGGCCUCCCCAACUAUCUCAAUGACGACCAGGUGAAGGAGCUCCUGACGUCGUUCGGCCCGCUCAAAGCAUUCAACCUGGUGAAGGACAGUGCCACGUCACUGUCCAAGGGUUACGCCUUCUGUGAAUAUGUGGACGUCAGCGCCACCGAUCAGGCCGUCGCUGGACUCAAUGGGAUGCAACUGGGAGACAAAAAGCUGAUCGUCCAAAGAGCGAGCGUGGGAGCUAAAAACGCAAAUCCUACCUCCAUCAUUGAGACGCCGGUAACGCUACAGGUCCCGGGGCUUCAGAGGCUGCAGAACUCUGGCCUGCCCACGGAGGUGCUGUGUCUCCUCAACAUGGUGAUGCCCGAGGAGCUGGUGGACGAUGAGGACUAUGAGGAGAUCCUGGAGGACAUCCGCGAGGAGUGCUGCAAGUACGGCAGCGUCCGCUCCAUCGAGAUCCCCCGGCCUGUCGAUGGCGUGGAAGUCCCCGGCUGUGGAAAGAUCUUUGUGGAGUACGUCUCUGCUGCAGACUGUCAGAAGGCCAUGCAGGCCCUCACCGGCCGCAAGUUUGCCAACAGAGUGGUGGUCACCAAAUACUACGACCCAGACAUGUAUCACAGACACGAGUUUUAAAUGUUAAACGACUUACCAUAACUAAUGAGUUUUAAAGUGUUCACUGUAUAAGAAACAAAAAAAAUGAAAUGUUUAGGUUCCUGAGCACAAACGUUCAUUUAGGUUUUUAAAACCAAACUUAAAAAGCCAUCACGAUGGUAAAAAAUAUGGUUUGUUUGUUUUUUAUUUUAAACACUCUUCUUCCUGCUUUAUGUCCCAUAUUUACGGUCUUUAAACAAACGGUAGCUUCGUCUUUUUCUGCGCUAAACGUAGACCAAAAUGCCGACUUUUUGUUUUCAUCCGUCAGAAGAAAUGUUUUUGUAAGAUUGGCCUCAGAGGUCAUUUUGUAAAUAAUGAAUCAUUAAUGACUUAUAAAAUGAUAUACAAUAAAUCAUGUUGUGCACUUUGGAAGCUACAGAAAAUUAGCUGAAUGGAAAAAAAAAAUAGAAUUGUUUUUGUUUUAUGUAUUUUUUUUUUAAAUAUCUCCCUAUUUGUCCAGUUAGUAUUUAUUAACUGUAACUAUAUAAUAUUUAUACUGUACAUGUGGGAUAUCAUUUACGCUAAUAUUAGUAUGUGGAGUUAGCUACAGGCUACCUUAAAAAAACCAACCAUAAUUAGCUGUUUUUUUUGCUAGCCUGAAUGCUAUUAGUGUUUAGGCUAACAUUAGCUAACAACACAGCUGGUCGUCUUCCAUUUUUUCAUAGAAAUUAAAUCACACAGUUUGAGAAGCCAAACAGAGUUUAUAUAAAAAUGUAAUAGUUUCUUUCUCCCUCGUCAAACACUUAACUAAGCUAGCUCCACGUGGAAAUAAACCCUUAAAUGUAAGGGUUUUCAUUGAUGGUGCCCCAAGUGGUGGGAAGAUUAGCGUGAGAGCUGUUAGCUUUAAGCACAGAAUGACGCAGGCUUUUGUAGUUUUAGAAAUUCAUGAGAUUUUUGAUGAUACGCUGCGUUCCGUUUACAUAAGAAGUCAGAACUGGAAGUAUCCACAUGUUCCCCGAUUUCCAGCUGAGAGGUUUGGGAAAACACAUGGAUGCAAAACCGCACUAGCCAUUGUUAGCCAUUGUUAGCAAUAACAUGUCUAUGGUUAAAAUGUGUACAACAAAUUUACCGUGAAACAAAUACGACGUGAAGUAAUAUUAAGAGUGAAAGUAUCAGUGCUAAUAUGGUAGCCGACGUCUUGGAAUCCCAGGGUCAGGGUCGGUUUAAUUUCUCUGAGUUUCCGAGUUCCUGAGUUUUUUUACUUUAAAUGGAACACAUAUUAGCUUAACUUGUUAGCUAGACCCACACUCUCUCACAUCAACUGACUUUAAAAAAACAACAACAUUUAAUUAAAAUUAAAAAACAGCCACAGUUUUUUCAUAGUAACAGUAGUUAUGAAGGACGUGGCUUAUUGUGUUCCUUGAAAUAGCAAUAGCGUACAAUUUGUUUUGUCAAAGUUAUACAAAAUCAACCGUAAAUAAAGAAAAAAGAUAUGCACAUGUUGCAAAAUGCACUUUUAAGUUUUUGUCAGUGGCUGACUAACUUUGUUUUUAAAGCUUUAUUCGUGUGUGAUUUUGAAGAAACAUGUGGAAGAUAUUUUGAAUGAAAUGAAUGUAUUCAUUAAAAAUGUGCACACAGAGAGAGAUUUGAAAUGAAUGAAUAAAAAUAAAGAAAUCAAGUUUUAGUGUAAUAAGAGUAACCAGACAAAACAAUAAUAAUAAAUAACUACUGUAUUUUAUACAUUUUUGAAUGGCCAGAAAUUUUGAAUCAUUUUUCUUUGUACAGUCCUGUCACUGCCGUCGCCUUGGAUUAAUAAAUGCUUGUGUUCACCGUC